This is a messenger RNA of Ambispora leptoticha, 1089 nucleotides long. NCBI's taxonomy places the organism in Eukaryota, Fungi, Glomeromycota, Glomeromycetes, Archaeosporales, Ambisporaceae. The record is from the annotation of a GenBank genome assembly.
AAGGCGAUUGACGGGGAGGAUUACAGGAAUGAUCAAGAUAAUUGUCCUCUGCAAGGAGAAUCGUCUGAACUUGAACGUCCAACCAAAGCACGUAAUUCAACUUUAAACCAACAACCUCAGCCCUGGGUUGAAAAAUACCGUCCAAAAUCCAUUGACGAUGUUACUGCUCAAGAACAAACAGUAGCGGUUCUAAAAAAAUCUAUAGAAUCAAAAAAUUUACCUCAUAUGCUAUUUUAUGGUCCUCCAGGAACUGGCAAAACUUCCACAAUAUUAGCAUUAGCUCGAGAACUUUACGAGCCCGAAAUUUUUAGGGAUCGAGUCUUGGAGCUCAACGCAUCAGAUGAACGAGGCAUCAAUAUUGUCAGAGAAAAGAUAAAAAACUUUGCACGGGUCAUUGUUGGUAAUCGAGGGGAAAGCAAAUACCCAAAUCCUCCUUACAAAAUAAUAAUUCUCGAUGAAGCCGAUCAGAUGACAAACGAUGCUCAAACAGCGCUACGAAGAACAAUGGAAACUUACUCUCGAGUCACCCGUUUCUGUUUAAUAUGCAAUUAUGUUUCACGCAUCAUUGAGCCAUUAGCGUCGCGUUGUGCCAAAUUUCGCUUCAAGCCAUUAAAUAUUGAGGAUGCUAGAGAACGUCUUCAAAUGAUUUGUGAAAAAGAGGGAAUUAGAUAUGAACCAGAGGCAUUGGAUCAGUUGAUUUCCGCUUCGGAGGGAGAUUUGAGAAAGGCAAUCAUGUAUCUUCAGAGUGCUUAUCGUCUCCAUAAGAAUGAGCUUAUCACUAGAUCAUCCAUUCAGGAAAUCGCUGGGACUAUACCUGCAAGUAUUAUUGAGAAUCUUCUCGGACAAGCUUAUCUUUCGUCAUACACAGGAAUUGAAAGUGCGGUCAGAGAAAUUGUGAAAUCUGGUUAUUCUUCGAAUCAAGCCUUAUUGCAGAUUCAAGAAAAAAUUGUAAGUGAAGAUCGGCUUACAGAUAUUCAAAAAUCGACGAUCUCUCAAUACAUUAGUGAAGUAGACCAUAAUCUUAAUGAUGGUUCAGAUGAGCAUUUGCAAAUAUUAGCUCUAAUGUUAAAUAUCAUGAGAGUGCUAUAA